GGAUUUGUUUUGGUUUCGGCCGGCGAGAUGAUUCUCGAUUUCGGGCCGAAUGUCACAAGUCGGGAAAUAAUAAUGAUGGUGAACUCACUUUACACUCGCGUGUGGGGGGAAUUCUAGAGAAUCUAACCUUUUGCAGAACGCAUGCCGGGGAAAACAAAGUUUCAGACUAUAAGACAAAACGAGCACCUCUUCUGUCAAGUCAGUUCGCUACCGAUUACAAAGUCAAACACAUUUCUCUCCCAAGAAUAAGUAGAGCUUCUUAACGAAGUGAAUCCAAAUAGUUGACGAAGAGUUCAAGAAGAAAUCAGACACUUUGCCAAUCUCAAUUCAAAAUGAAAGCAUCCACACCCUUGUUCAUCUUUUCCCAAAUGGUCUUGGUCAAAGUCUCUUGGGCUGCAGUGGCACUUCAACUUUUGGAGAAACAUCCAGACUUUCCCAACCAAUGCUAUCUCCCAGACACUAAUGAAGUCUUCGACAUUGGCGCCUCUUGGCAAAUGAAAGAUCAAUGCGGUCAAAUGUAUUGUCAGAUGAUGGGAGACAACCUCUUCGUCUCACACGCCACAUGUGGCCGUAUUCAUAUCGACAGCUCCUUGAAUUGCGUCUUGAAGAGUGAUAUGAGCAAACCAUAUCCGGAUUGCUGCCCCCAACCCAUUUGUUCGGAUGACACCAACGAUGUUGAUACUGAGAACAAAGUGGACCGGAUGGAUGUGAUGUUCCAGCAUGCCGAGCGUCUGGCUGAACAAGAUAACGAUGUUGUUAUCGAGGCCAACCAAAACUCGAACGAAGAGCCCGCUUAUUAUUCAGACUACGCUAUUCAAGAAGCACCCAUCCUCGAUGACAAACAAGAGCCUGCUAAUUACGAUACGAGCUUAGGGGAUGAGGCGUUGUUUAUUCCCAUUACUAAUGAGCAAGAAAUCCGGCCGAGUCAAACAUUUAUGGAGUCGUUUCCAAAUUGGUUCCACACCAAUGGAGAUUUGUUGGCUCUGCCUCGAAAGUAAAGUGGGAUCAUCGAAUCUUCUGAAUCCCUCGUGAAAAGAAAAAAAUCCUCUCGUUAAUGUGAUAUUCGUUUUGUCCUGUGCAAAACUGUAUUUAAGUGUAUGUUAUGUCCCAUGUCUAUAACUAAAUGUAAUAAAAUGAUGAAAACAACAA
Molecule: messenger RNA, 1149 nt
Organism: Tigriopus californicus
Lineage: Eukaryota; Metazoa; Arthropoda; Copepoda; Harpacticoida; Harpacticidae
Exons: 4
Coding region: 333-998 (221 amino acids)
Source: RefSeq, a predicted model, not a curated record